This is a messenger RNA of Harpegnathos saltator (Jerdon's jumping ant), 690 nucleotides long. Its product is annotated as troponin C. Gene Ontology annotation, cellular component: myosin II complex. The transcript is spliced from 5 exons. The record is from RefSeq and is a predicted model, not a curated record. Lineage: Eukaryota; Metazoa; Arthropoda; Insecta; Hymenoptera; Formicidae. Gene Ontology annotation, molecular function: calcium ion binding. The coding region runs from base 175 to 636 and encodes 153 amino acids.
UGACACCGAACGUAGGUGUGUUGCUGUGGUAUCGCGCUGCUAAUUAGUUCACUAAAGCUCAGUACGGUUUUUUCAUCGGUGCACUGAGUUGGUUAUACGAAAGGGAUCUGUUAAUCGUCCGUUGUACUUUGUGAUUGACUUGUUUGUAUUAGGAAAGCGAGAAAAUUUAACAAUAUGGAGGAAAUUCAGCUUAGCAGAGAUCAGAUAUCCCAUUUGCAAAUGGCAUUCGAUGCUUUCGAUCACGACAAGAAGGGAUGUAUCAGUACAGAUAUGGUCGGUACAAUUUUGGGUAUGCUUGGUCAUGAAGUUUCACCGACCGAACUUGCAGACAUUAUUUCAGAGAUCGACACAUGGGGUACCGGCGAAUUAAAGUUCGAGGAGUUCUGUAAGUUAGCGUCGCGUUUUCUCGAGGAAGACACCGAUACCGAGGCGGUGCAACAAGAGCUACGAGAGGCAUUCCGAUUGUACGAUAAGGAAGGUAAUGGCUACAUUACUACCGAUGUGUUCAGAGACAUUCUUCACGAGUUGGACGACGCGCUAUCUCCAGAGGAGCUUGAUAUGAUUAUAGAGGAAGUGGAUACUGACGGAUCUGGCACGCUCGAUUUCGAAGAAUUCAUGGAGGUCAUGACAGGAUAAAUUACGACUUUGGCACGAGGUGGAUGUCUCGUCUAUCGCCCACGUUGUGUCGAA